Manis javanica (Malayan pangolin) is the source of this 969-nucleotide messenger RNA. RefSeq names its product glutathione S-transferase A1. Gene Ontology annotation, biological process: xenobiotic metabolic process; glutathione metabolic process. Gene Ontology annotation, cellular component: cytosol; extracellular exosome. Lineage: Eukaryota; Metazoa; Chordata; Mammalia; Pholidota; Manidae. The record is from RefSeq and is a predicted model, not a curated record. Gene Ontology annotation, molecular function: glutathione transferase activity.
UUCCUACUGGGCCCUCCCAGUGCAGGAGAGGGCUGUUAUAUUACCAGAGCAUCUAACAUACACAUCAGAAUUGGCAUCGAGGAGCUGAGCGGAGAGGCAGCCUGGACUCUAAUUAGGUUUGGAGAAACCAGGAGCCUGCAUGAUGGUGGGGAAGCCCACGCUUCACUACUUCAACGGACGAGGCAGAAUGGAGUCCAUCGGGUGGCUCCUGGCUGCGGCGGGAGUAGAGUUUGAAGAGAAAUUUAUAGAAACUCCAGAAGACCUUGACAAGUUAAGAAAUGAUGGGAGUUUGAUGUUCCAGCAAGUGCCAAUGGUUGAAAUUGAUGGAAUGAAGCUGGUACAGACCAGAGCCAUUCUCAACUACAUUGCCACCAAAUACAACCUGUAUGGGAAGGACAUAAAGGAGAGAGCCUUCAUUGAUAUGUAUGCAGAAGGUAUAGCAGAUAUAAAUGAAAUGAUCAUGCUUUUGCCAAUAUGUCCACCGAAUGAAAAAGAUGCCAAGAUUGCCCAGAUCAAAGAGAAAACAACAAAUCGCUAUCUCCCUGUGUUUGAAAAUGUGUUAAAGAGCCACGGACAAGACUACCUUGUGGGCAACAGGCUGAGCAAGGCUGACGUGCACCUGGUUGAACUUCUCUACUACGUGGAAGAGUUUGACCCCAGCCUCCUGGUCGGCUUCCCACUGCUGAAGGCCCUGAAAAGCAGAAUCAGCAAUCUCCCUACUGUGAAGAAGUUCCUGCAGCCUGGCGGGCAGAGGAAGCCUCCCGUGGAUGAAAAAAGUUUAGAGAAAGCAAAGAAAAUUUUCAGGUUGAAAUAAAGCAGGCCUGGCUGUCCAGCACCCUCAGGACCCAUCUUUUGAAUUUGUCCAACACUGAAAUUUGUUACCUACAUGUAGAUCCUGGCUAUUGUGAGACCAAUGAACUAUUCCCAAGUUUUAGUUGUUACCUAAAUAAUAAAAUUCCUAUGAGAAGA